Messenger RNA from Armigeres subalbatus, 3522 nucleotides. RefSeq names its product patj homolog. Gene Ontology annotation, molecular function: protein binding. The transcript is spliced from 3 exons. The record is from RefSeq and is a predicted model, not a curated record. Lineage: Eukaryota; Metazoa; Arthropoda; Insecta; Diptera; Culicidae. Bases 754 to 2931 code for a protein of 725 amino acids.
UGUUCGGUGGCGGGCGCGUCGCGACGCAACCCCGAGAAGUAAACUUGUUUCGAUUUUCUGGUGCUCCUGAGUAUGAUAGUAACCACUACGUUUCCCACUCGUGACUAUUGGUGAUCUGGAUCAUUGAAUACCAGAGUAAGAAAAAAGUUGAUUCGGUGAGGUUUAAGAAAAAUCGCCAACUAGGAAGGAAGGAAGGAAGCAAGAGGGUGGGGGCCAGAAGAUCCUGUUUUCAUAUCAUCUAAAAUUCUACGGUACGCGAGUGAACCGGGGCCUCAUGGCAAUUUUUCAAAGUGUUUCAUAUUGGAUCGAACUUCAAAGAUAAAGAAUAUUGGUGAGAAAUAUUUAUUAAUAUGGGAAUUUUAAUUGAUUGGUGCCAAGUGAUCAUUGAAGGGGAGUAGCAAUCAUGAAGGAAUAUGAUCCCUGUCGCGUGAAAAACUGGUAACUACGAGCAACAGUGUCGAGCAAAAGUUGUGGAGAGGGCAAAAAUAUGACAUAAAAUGCUCAAGUGGGAAUGAAGAAAAACAAAUAUUGUUGCCGGAGCACUAUCACGCAAGGUGUAAUUGAAGUCGGUAUUUAUAGGGGAACAUAGUAAUAGGACUUAAUAAAACGCAAGACCCUGUGACCCAUAUACCAUUAUAUACAAAUCGACUCUGUUCGAUGAAGUGAGGUGGUUCACUAGACUCUCCUACAUUCGCCAUUGGAUGCGGUUAUGCGAAUUUGUAACAGCCUGAUGCGUGACUAGCUGCUGGCAUCAUGGUCCUAAGCACUGAGUGGUCCCAGGUGGAGAUAAUCGAUCUCGUCAACGAUGGCAACGGGCUCGGAUUUAUGCUCGUUGGAGGCCGCAGCACAGGUGUGGUCAUUAAGGCAUUGAUUCCCGGAUCGGUGGCCGAACGUGAUGGCCGCUUGCAGAGCGGCGACCACGUGCUCCAAAUUGGCGAUGUUAACCUACGGGGUUUUAGCUCGGAGCAGGUGGCAACGGUGUUACGACAAUCUGGCCAUCAGGUACGGUUGAUAGUGGCCCGGCCGGUGGAACCUACCUCUCCAGAUUAUCAAGCCUUAGCCAGCCAUGCACCGAUCAUUCCUACCAAAAUGCUUACCGAUCCGGAGGAACUCGACCGGACCCUGCUGCAGACGGCCGGAUACACAUCCGGGUCAUUCCUGCAAUCACCCGUCGAGGAAGCCGAUGAGCUCUGUCCGACUCACAUUGAAGUGGUCGCUGUGAACAAUACAAUAAAUAUAGAUAAUAAUAGUCUAGCUUUAAUCUCCCCUUCGUCGAUUUCGAUUCCACAAGUGCUUAGUCAACCAUUGCUGGAAGCAAUUCUACCACCGCCACUGCCACCACCGGAUCCGCAUGAUUACAUGGAUCUUCCGGAGACGCCCGAAACGGAAGCCUACGAUGUGGAGUUACGAAAAAACGUUUAUGGGCUGGGUAUUACCGUGGCCGGUUAUGUGUGCGAAGAAGAAGAUUUGUCAGGAAUUUUCGUGAAAAGUAUCAUCGAGGGUAGCGCCGCCGAAAUGAGUGGGCAGAUUCAGAUCAACGACCGUAUUGUUGCCGUAGAUGGGAAGUCGCUUAGCGGGGUUACGAACCACCAAGCCGUGGAAAUGUUGCGCAAUACGGAUAUUGCAGUCAAGUUGUCUCUAGAGAGAUUCCUGCGAGGACGAAAAUAUGAACACUUGCAGGUGGCUCUAAUCGAUACUAACGUGGUGAAUGCUACGGCUGCCAGCAAUUCUCAGCUAUCGCAGUGUCAUCAAAGGUGUUCCAUGAUACAGUCUCCGUCGGUAACAACGCUGUCGAUCUGUGCGGCAAAGUCCGACGCAGAUUCCAUGGUCACGGAAUGCGGAGAGUGUGGUAUCGAUGCCGAAAUGGAGUCGGCCACUACAUUCGAUUCGAAUGUAUUUCUGCUGGAGAAUGGGGACUGUAGUGAAAAUGGUCUGUAUGAAAAUGGUGCAGUGGUUGCGACGAUGGCAUCGUCUGCAGGGGCAACACCCAUGAGGGAAAAUAUGGAGUUGGUGUUUGAUUCACAAGGGGAAGAAGUGCGAAGUGCAUCGCAGUUGGUAACUCCGAUAGUGGAAAUAGAUCCGGUGAUUGAAUUGUGGAAGCGACAGAUGGGGAACAGUCAAGUUAUAUUUGCGGAUAUUCAGAAGUUAUCUGGUUUGGGAAUAAGUCUGGAAGGUACAGUGGAGGUAGAAGGUGGAGUGGAGGUUCGCCCUCAUCAUUAUAUUCGAUCGAUUCUGGAAGAUGGCCCGGUCGGUCGGAAUGGGACGUUGAAACCUGGCGAUGAGUUGCUGCAAGUAAACGAACAUCGCUUGCAGGGGUUAAAACAUAUCGAAGUGGUUAAGAUUCUCAAAGAACUGCCCUCAAAAGUGCGAGUGAUCUGUGCGCGUGGAUCAUCUGCUCCUACUGUGAUCAAUACAUCCCAAAAUGCGGAGGCUUUCGAAGCGCGUAGUAUUCUCGCGGGUGGCUUACAAAGUCUUCAAAGUUUGCAAGGAAUUCUCACGAAAGCCCAAUCGGAGAGUUCGCUGUACACAUCGAGUACGGCGACGUUGACGGAUCAACAGAGGUCCAAAUCCGUUGAACAAGUUUCUGGCUUAGCCCUGUGGACCAACGAGGUUAUCUACUGUAACAUCGAAAAAACGGAACGUGGUUUCGGUUUCUCUAUCCUGGACUACCAAGACCCACUGGACACCGAAGGUACAGUCAUCGUGGUGCGCGGUCUAAUUCCUGGCGGUUCAGCUGAGGCCACCAGUUUUAUCUUCCCCGGCGAUCGGCUUGUUUCGGUUAACGAGCACAGUCUUCAAGGGGCCACACUGGACCAGGCGGUGAGUAUACUGAAAGGAAUACCUUUGGGAACGGCCCGCAUAGGCCUUUGUCGGCCGCUGUCUACGUCGGAUAAUAAUCUAUCGUCUACGCCGGAAACACCCACCACCUAACUACAAAUAAUUGAUCUGUUUUUCGAGCUUGAUAUCUAACCAAUGGGAGCAAGACUCGGUACAUUGACUAAAAGCAGAUCAGUUAUGUUCGUUAUGCAGUUACUUUCCUAACAAUCAGUUGACAAAUAAUGAUAUUAUUAUAUUGGAUAGUUGAGUACAUAUAGCUGUAGCAGUAUAUAACGAUAAGUAAAAUUCGGUUAUUAAUUAGUCAUUGCCAUUAGUUUACGAAAAUUGUCUCAGUGAAUAAUGUUACGCUAAUUGUAACUGCACCAAACAAGCUGCAGAUGUCGUUUCUCUCAAAAGGGGAACCGAAUAUUCCGAAAGGCUGGAGUAUGGGGUAUGUGGAGAAGGAUUGCAGAAAACGUAGAUAAUUAAAUUUUUGCGCAUUGAAUAAACAGCAAACAAGAUCAAAUUAAAUGGGUUUUGGUGGCACACAACGCAGUCAUACUUUUAAUCAAGAUUGUUCGAAAUGGUAUUGAAAACUUUGCUGGUUAAUAAUAUAGUUGUCUGUAGAUAUUUAUUUCCUGCAAUGCAAAUAUUAUUCCUAAUAAACAAAUUUGAAAUCAAUCAAAAAAAAAGAUAAACAAAGGC